AUGCUAAAAAAAUUCAAUGCAAUUGUUAUUUUAUUUUUCAUUUUAAAAAAUUAUUCUGAAGGAGCACCGAAGAAGAAAAAAACUUUAGUGGAAAGAAUAGAAGACGCAAGUGUUUAUCAACAUGGAAUCCCUACUAAUCAUUAUGGACAACCCAAUCAGGGGAAUGCUAAUUAUUCUGAAGGAGGCUCUUCGACUGCCCCAGCAUUCACUUUAACAACAUUUACAUAUUUUUGUAAAUGGGGGGAUUGUGUAGAAGGUUUCGAUAACAAAGAUAUUCUUGCGAUGCACGUUAAAAUGCAUGCAGAAAUGUCACAGGUCAAUAAUUCUUGACACGUAUCAAGACAUUUUUCAGUGGACUUUUUAUUAUUAAAUUAAACUUCAACUGGUGGUUUUAUUUUUCUUUAUCAACCUUUCUAGUAUUUUACUCCUGCGGUUGAAAAAUUCAUUGGAUGAGAGAAAGAAUAGAACCAUCGUCACCUCUCUGAUAUUAAUUUUUUUAAAUUUAAAGGAUAACAAGUGUCACUGGAAAGACUGUAAAAAAGAAUUUCCUGCUCCAUCUAAGUUGAAACGACAUAUUGUAGUGCAUACCGGAGAAAAGCCUUAUGCUUGUCAGUAUGUUGAUCAAAAUGGUGUUCGUUGCG
This is a messenger RNA of Meloidogyne enterolobii, 641 nucleotides long. Lineage: Eukaryota; Metazoa; Nematoda; Chromadorea; Rhabditida; Meloidogynidae. The record is from the annotation of a GenBank genome assembly.